AUGAAUUUAGAAAAUGUAGUGGAAUAUUUUGAAUCUAGUGAUGAAGAACUUGAACUCGUACAUCAAGUGCUAUCAUAUGCGCAGGCACUUGCAAUGGAUGAAGCUGAAUCAACGCCGCGAUUUGGAGGAUCUCUUCCUGGGAAGCGCCCAAACAUCGAUCGAAAGGCAGAGGAAGGAGCUCAACGUUUGUACGACGAUUAUUUCUCGGAAUCGCCUGUUUACACAGACGAGCAGUUCGAAAGGCGUUUUCAUUUGUACAACGGAACUCUACCGGAAAUCACGUAUGUAAUCAACAAUCAUACAUACAAUACCGGGUACUACCUCGCCGAUGGUAUUUGCCCACCGCUGGCUACUUUAGUGCAAACGAUUUCGUCAACCGUUGGCCAAAAACGUAAACACUUCGCUACAAUGCAAGAGUCCGCAAGAAAAGACGUGGAGCGUGCGUUCGGUGCUAUGACUGAGAAAUUUGCCAUCAUCAAACAACCCGCCAGGUUGUGGAACAAUGAAGACCUCAACAUGGUCAUGCGCUGCUGCAUAAUACUUCAUAAUAUGAUAAUAGAAGACCAACGUAAUGAGCCUACACAUUUUCCGCACAGUUCGUUUCAUGGCACCAUCUUUGAAUCUCCCAAGAAUAAUUCAGAAUUCGGAGAAUUUCUGUCAAGAUAUGAAAAAGUGCACGAUACUACGCUUCAUUACAAAAUUCAGAACGAUUUAAUUGAGCAUUUGUGGCAAAUCAAGGGAGAAACGGAAGAGGAAUGA
Molecule: messenger RNA, 759 nt
Organism: Armigeres subalbatus
Lineage: Eukaryota; Metazoa; Arthropoda; Insecta; Diptera; Culicidae
Exons: 3
Coding region: 1-759 (252 amino acids)
Source: RefSeq, a predicted model, not a curated record